Molecule: messenger RNA, 940 nt
Organism: Rubroshorea leprosula
Lineage: Eukaryota; Viridiplantae; Streptophyta; Magnoliopsida; Malvales; Dipterocarpaceae
Source: the annotation of a GenBank genome assembly
UGUGGGUUAAAGCUAAGUGGAAAAAUCAAAGAAGACAGAGCUAGUUAAUUCUUCCAAGCUUUAUACCGUUCUAAAAUGCUGAUGAUUUUUGCUGAUUGGUACUUUGAGUCUGUGUGGAAACUAGUGAUAUGCUGGCUUGUUUAUAAGGUUUCUAAAGUUUAAAGUUGUGACCACCUGUUCUCGAAAACUGUUUCCCACAUCAUAGCACCUUGUAGUAGAGGGAAAAGAUAACCUGACUUUAUCGUCUCUUUUUGCUUUCUUGUUCACUUAUAGUUCUUUUCAGGUACUUGUCUUUGAUGAUGGCAAUAAUAAGAUGGUUGAGCGGCUUGAGCCCAAAUAUUGUUCUUUUGAGCAAAUUCUUCUCAAGUAUAUGGCAGCUUCAUUUUGCUUUACUAUCUUUUGUCUACUUGAAGGAAGUCUUGUUGUUAAAAUAUUCUUUAUAGUCUCCUAUGUCAACUUCAUUUUCCGUAGUCUUUAUUGGUUUUAUCAAUUUUACACGAUUUUUUUCUUCACAGCGUUUUGCUUUCUGUUGACUAAGAUUGAACGGAAACGUGGUUACUGGUUAGCAUGAUUCAUUGUUGUUUGUUCAUGUCUAUAUCAUGUAUAUACAGUAAAUCAGAAUAUGUCAUAUACAAGCUCAAGGAGAUGGGGAAGGUCUUGGAGAAGGACAUCCUGCAGAUCUGCCAGAAGUUUGACAGACUUGAUGCUGGCAAGAAUCAUCAUUGAGAUGCAAGUGAAGAUAUGGCUAGCUUACAUCCAUGUGAAUCUAAUUAAGAGAUUCACAUGAACAUCAAUCCUUGGUGAGUUUUGUUCCUCUUCCUUGUGCAAAAUGCUGUUUUUGGUCAGAUUGCAGAGAUAAUUGGACAAAGUCUGCUCAGGGUGUCAAUGAUUUUGUACCAAAACCGUCUUUGCAUAAACAAAGUAAAUAAUUUGAUUUUCU